Hypoxylon trugodes is the source of this 1285-nucleotide messenger RNA. RefSeq lists its product as uncharacterized. The record is from RefSeq and is a predicted model, not a curated record. Bases 214 to 1056 code for a protein of 280 amino acids. Lineage: Eukaryota; Fungi; Ascomycota; Sordariomycetes; Xylariales; Hypoxylaceae. The transcript is spliced from 2 exons.
GAUAAAAUUAUGGAUAGAGGAUUCGUUGAAGCCGCAUUGAAAAAGGGGGGUAUGCCAAGACAAGUAACUCUCAUUUAGUCGAAGAUUACCUAGCUGGGUACAUAUUUGGAAGGGUAUAUUUGUAUAUUUCCGUUUUCCAAAUAUCUACCUGGGUUGGUAAGGGGUCUAUGUUCAAUCCUGAUCAUGUCUCUUGAACUUCCAUAGACAAACCAAAUGGCUUCCUCAAGCGCUCAAAUUCCUCCAGACCCUCGACUUGAUGGGAAAAUCGCGCGAUACGAUCGUGAUGAAAUUAUCUCACAAUUGGAAUCAUUUUAUAAAUUUCUACCCCAUAUCCCCACCUUAGCCGUCCAACGAGCCCCGCCUGGAGGUUGGCCAUCUAUCACCGCCGAAAUCCUUGAGCAGCAUGGCAUUCAUAAGACUCCAGAAGCUAUAAAUUUACUACGCCAUCUCCCAUACAUAUCGAUGGAGAAUGGCACACGCCCAUAUUUUGUACCAGAUGGAUUUGUCUGCGAUUAUCGGUUAUUCGCUACUGAGGAUCUCACAAAAUACAACAAACACAACUGGAUGAGUCUUGUCAAGCGAGGUGAUGGCGGAACUUUUGAUGGGAAAGAUGAGAAAUGGCCCCCAUGGGUGAUACAACUUUCAGCCGGAACCGAUCGUGAGGGUCAAUGUUUUAUGCUGGAUACGACAGACGGGACGGUGACGAAGUAUACCGUCAUACACUUUCUAUUCAAACCCACAUACGACAAAGACGAUCCACGAAGCUGGCGCGAUCGUAUGUGUGACGAUGAAACGAGGGUAUUGAGUGAUCAAAUUGAGAGAUGGAAGAACUACUAUCUCAACCUAGAACUCUGUGCGUUGCCGCCCACAGUUAGAUUUAUUGGGUCUGUAGAGGAUCCAAUGAUAUUCAUACGAAGACCGGGAGACCAACCUGGCGAUCCUCAUUGGGAAGAAACAGAGGGUCUAAGAAAGAUUUAUACCGAAUAUGGAUGGCCUGAUAACUACGACAAGGAGAGAUGCUGUGAAGCAAUGGUGAAAUGGUGGCAGAGCCAGUAGACAUUUGUGGUACUUUAUUGCCUUAAAUACCUUACCUAGGUAACAUCGUGACAACAAAACGCGUCACAUAUCAUCUCAUUUGAGAACCGUUUGCGCAAGAUGAAAAUGCCCCAUAGGUUUUCAUGUAGCAAUGACCAUGAGGCCCGACCCAUAUGUUCGGUACCUAAUCAUACCUUCAGAACCAAUCAUCCCAACAUAUACGUCACUGAAUAAUCCGUAUCAAUCAAUU